CCUGGCUCUGACCACAGGACGUGAGAGCAGAGUCUUAUCUUUAUGACCCAGAAACAUUUGUCAUUGUGCGUCUGCAGCCGUCGCCAUGCCCAUCCUCCUCUUCACCGCGGUGACAUGGCUGCUCAUGGAUUGUUCAGGAGCUGUCAGGCCUGUGGUGACUUUAACACUGAAUUGGGAAAAUGUAUUAUUAGGAGACUCGGUGACUCUGACAUGUGACAUUGGAUCCGCUGUCCUGGAGAACCAGACUUAUUAUUGGUAUAAAGGGAAAGAACAAAUGGAAAACAACCAAAAGAACAUUAAAAUCCGAUCUGCUUCAUGGACAGAUUUAGGGAGCUACAAGUGCCAUUCCAGUCUGAGUGACAUCUGCCACCCCAUCAAUCUUUACAUUAGAGAAGCUCCUCUCAUCCUGCAGAAACCCCCAUCCAUUUAUGAAGGAAAGUCCUUGACUCUCAGAUGUCACAGCCCCCCUAGAUAUAAUGUCCUAAACACAACAUUCUACAAGGAAGAUAUAGAGAUUCAGUCCUCGGCCAAUAACUCUGAGUUAUAUAUCAAGAAAGCUACUAGAGAUGUGACCGGAAAGUACAGAUGUAGUAAAGUGAGACAGAUUGGUAAUGGAUAUCAACGUAUACACGCUGAAUCCUACAUCCAUGUUACAAUUGCCACAGUUAGACCCGUGGUCACCUUAACACCAAACUGGAGAAAUAUAUUAUCUGGUGACACAGUUACUAUAUCCUGUGAUGUUGUCUCAGAUAACCAAGGAAAACCAAUAUAUUACUGGUACAAAGAUGAAAAACCAAUAAAUAAAAAGCAACAGAAUUUUACCAUCAAAUCUGCUUCAUGGAAGGAAGCAGGGGAUUACAAGUGUUAUACCAGUGAGAGUGAUAUCAGUUAUCCUGUCAAGCUGAACGUCAACUACGCCCCACUUAUCCUCCAGAGACCCCAGGAUAUUCUAGAAGGAGACUUCUUGACUCUAAGAUGUCAUAGUCGCUCUGAAUACAGAGUCAGAAACACAACAUUUUACAAGGAUGACAUCGAGGUAAAGUCCUCGGUCAGUGACUCUUCGUUACUCAUUGAUAAACUGGAUGGAACAGUCACUGGGAAGUACAAAUGUGCGAAAGUCAUUGAAGAUCAUGAUAAAAAGGUCUACACACUUUCCGAUGACUCCCUUAUCUCUGUUAGUGAACUGAUCUCACACCCACAAAUUCAAGCGCCCUCAGGCAGGAUCACAGAAGACGAUGACCUGACCCUGACCUGUGACACCAGACUGAACCCUCUCAGGGACCAUACAGAACUGAGAUUUGCCUUCUACAGAAAUGGUCAGGAGGUGCAGGGAUUCGGUUCCUCUGACACCUACAGAAUCCAGUUCGCUCGGCGGGAGGAUUCUGGGAAUUACACCUGCCAGGUGAUGACUCCUACCCUAACAAAGACAGGAAACGUGUCGUAUAUCCUCGUAGAAGAACUAUUCUCCUAUCCCGAGAUAAAAGUGCCGCCCUUGAGGAUAUUAGGACACGGCCUGGCCCUGACGUGUUUCACCAGACUGAACCCUCUCAGACCCGAUUCAGAACUGAUGUUUACCUUCUACAAAGACGGGUGGAAAGUCCAGGAAAACAGGUCUACGGACACCUAUAUAAUCCAGUCCACUCAGCUGGAGGAUUCUGGGAACUAUACCUGUGAGGUGUGGAGGGUGUCGGGCCCCAUGAGGAAAACGAGCGACAUCUCAUAUGUCCAAAUCCAGGACUAUACACAUCAGAAUAUAAUGAGACUGGUGCUGUCCGGACUGACACUAAUGGCUGCCGCCGGUCUCAUCUUCUACCACAAAAAACCAAUAGGGGGAGUGAGAGGACGGCCUCCAAGGAACCGAUGAUAACUUUAUUAAUCACAUUGGCAGGAACACUGCAGUUUCACAUCCAACCACAUGGUGUGCUAGUGAGCUAUCAGUCAGGUAAUGUUACUACAGAAUUUCUGGCUCUAAUUGGAUUGGAUCUGGAAGUGUCUGGGGCCACCAGGGUUCAGGGUGUUACUUCACCGCCAUUAUGAGUUCUUUUUUAAUUUCUUUUCUAAAUAAAGCGAAAAUUA
This is a messenger RNA of Hyla sarda, 2076 nucleotides long. Its product is annotated as Fc receptor-like protein 5. The transcript has 9 exons. Lineage: Eukaryota; Metazoa; Chordata; Amphibia; Anura; Hylidae. The record is from RefSeq and is a predicted model, not a curated record. Gene Ontology annotation, biological process: cell surface receptor signaling pathway. Gene Ontology annotation, molecular function: transmembrane signaling receptor activity. The coding region runs from base 86 to 1864 and encodes 592 amino acids.